This is a messenger RNA of Eublepharis macularius, 1975 nucleotides long. It is a transcript of the gene EIF2AK1, whose product is annotated as eukaryotic translation initiation factor 2 alpha kinase 1. Gene Ontology annotation, molecular function: ATP binding; protein kinase activity. Bases 58 to 1857 code for a protein of 599 amino acids. The record is from RefSeq and is a predicted model, not a curated record. Lineage: Eukaryota; Metazoa; Chordata; Lepidosauria; Squamata; Eublepharidae. Gene Ontology annotation, biological process: protein phosphorylation. The transcript has 15 exons.
CCUAGUCGCACCUCGGGCGGCCCGAAGCUGGGGUGCCGAGAAGACGGUUCGGCCAUAAUGGAGCCGGAGCAGCCUGGCAGGCCGCCUCCCCCAAGCCCAGCCAUCGAGUUUGCCGAGGACGAGGAGACAGAGCCGCAAUACGAUGAAUCUGAUUUGCCAACAGAGUUCCGGAUGGUAAGCGGUUCUAAAAAGUUCCUGAACUUCACAUCUUCUGUCGCCAACCAGCUCCUGCUUGUUUCUGUGCUAGAACAUCUUUGCCAUGUAUACGCACAAGACCCUACACGUUCAAGGCGUUUGUUUCAAUUACUGUGCAAGACCUUUACUCAAAUGGGCUUGCUUUCCUCUUUCGCCUCCUGUGAUGAAUUCAGCAGUUUGAGGCUGCAGCAUAACCGGGCCAUUACUCAGUUAAUGAAGGCGGCUAAUCAGCAAAUACUCAAUGGGGAGUUUGGUGCUGGUGAUUCACAAACAAACAGGGAAAAUGAAAUUCUCUUUGAAGCACAAACAUCUCGUUACAUCAAUGAAUUUGAUGAGAUUUCCAGGCUGGGAAAGGGAGGGUAUGGGACGGUGUACAAGGUCCGGAACAAACUAGAUGGCCAGUUCUAUGCGAUUAAAAAAAUCCUUAUUAAGAAGGCAACCAAAAGAGAUUGCAUGAAGGUGUUACGAGAAGUUAAAGUGUUGGCAGAGCUGCAACACCCAAAUAUUGUCGGGUAUCACACUGCUUGGAUGGAACAUGUUCAGCCAGCAUACUUAAAAGCUGAGAAUACCUUGGAGUUGCCAUCCCUGAAAAUGACUUCUGGUCAAGGAAGUAAUAAAAAUGAUUGCAGUGUUGAAGACAUGGAAGAGAGCAGCUCCAUUAUCUUUGCUGACCCUAAUGAUUCAGUCAGAAGGGAUAGUGAAGGAAGUAAAAUGAAUGCGUGCGAACUGUCUGUCGACUCCUGUGACAGCAGCUGUACAAAUGAGGCUGCCAGUAGAUCGCUCUGUGUAGACAAUCCUCCAUCUGCUCAAGACAGAAAGAAUGGCAGUGCAAGCCAAGAAGAGCUUUUCCGGAAAGAUCUGUCUUUGCAAGGGCAAUGUGAGGUGGAAUAUCAUCUGAUGCUUCACAUACAGAUGCAACUGUGUGAAACCUCCUUGUGGGACUGGAUUGCUAACAGAAAUAGGAGGUGCCUAAGUACAGAGGAGACUUCCGAUCCUUAUCAGCACGUAGACGUUAACUGGACAUUAAAAAUCUUCCAAGAGCUGCUAGAAGGGGUGUAUUAUAUCCACAGUAUGGGAAUUCUGCACCGGGACAUUAAACCCAGAAAUAUCUUUCUCCAUGGACCUGAUCACCAUGUGAAAAUAGGAGAUUUUGGGCUGGCCUGUAAGGAUAUUAUCCAGAAAGAGACACACCACUCGCAGAAUGUGAAGAUGACAGGCCUGAUACAUACAUCUGGAGUGGGUACUUGCUUAUAUGCAUCACCUGAACAAUUGCAAGGCUGUCAAUAUGACUUCAAGUCAGACAUGUACAGUGUCGGUGUUAUCCUGCUAGAACUCUUCCAGCCUUUUGGAACAGAAAUGGAACGAACUGAAAUUCUGAUGGGUUUGAGAAAAGGUCACAUUCCUCUUUCCUUCAGCGGGAAAUGGCCAAUACAGACCAAAUACAUUAAGCUGCUAACCACUGAAGUAUCUUCUCAGAGACCAACUGCUGGUCAGCUCCUUGAAAGUGAGCUCUUCCACAAUACAGCAAAUGUUAUUUGUAGUUUACAGCAGAAAGUGAUGCAGCAAGAAGAAGAAAUCAAAUUACUGAAAGAGAAAGUGAAGCUACUUCUACAGGAAAGAGAGGAGAGAGAUCAAAUCAAGCACGCCGGUUCUCCUGUUUAGGAUGGUUAAAAUGUGUAUAAUAAUUUCUAUUCAUAUAUUCUGUCAAAUGUCUUAUUUUUAUAAAAAAUAUCUGUGAGAAGUAUCAUGUAGUGUAUAGUUUUUGCCUUAAUCAGAACAC